Molecule: messenger RNA, 1334 nt
Organism: Oncorhynchus nerka (sockeye salmon)
Lineage: Eukaryota; Metazoa; Chordata; Actinopteri; Salmoniformes; Salmonidae
Product: trace amine-associated receptor 8a-like
Exons: 1
Coding region: 66-1028 (320 amino acids)
Biological process (GO): G protein-coupled receptor signaling pathway
Cellular component (GO): membrane
Molecular function (GO): trace-amine receptor activity
Source: RefSeq, a predicted model, not a curated record
CCUGACAGAGCCACACACAGGACCAAGCAGGAGCAGGACCUCAUCAAUUUUUACCUUUAUUACAAAUGGAGAAACAUGAAGAUGUUCAAUACUGUUUUCAGGACAGAAACUCUUCUUGCAGAAAGGCUUUGCUAUCGACAUCUAUCUACAUAACACUGUACAACUUCUUCUCAUUGAUUUCAGCAGUUACAGUAUUUUUGAACCUACUGGUGAUCAUCUCCAUCUCUCACUUCAAGCAGCUCCACACUACAACCAACCUGCUCAUCCUCUCUCUGGCUGCGUCAGAUCUCCUGGUGGGACUGAUUGUGAUACCAGUAAUGACUGUAGCAAUAAUGGAAUCAUGCUGGGGUUUUGGGGAAUAUUUCUGUGUGUUUUAUGGCUACAUUACUUCUUUGUGUACAUCUUUAUCUCUGGGCAAUUUGGUCUUGAUAUCUAUAGACCGCUAUGUUGCUGUGUGUGAUCCCUUAUUGUACCACUCUAAAAUAACAACAACAAGAAUCACGUGUUGUAUAUCCAUCACCUGGUGUUGUUGUAUCAUAUACCGUGCUGCUAAUAUCCAGUUUUUUGUACGUGUACAGGUACCAAGUAGGUGUUUGAUAGAAUGUAAUACUGUUGAAGGUUCAGUCUGGGUUAAUAUCACUGACAUUGUAAUUACAAUGGUUGUCCCGUGCUCUGUUAUUAUAACACUUUAUAGGAAAAUCUUUGUGGUGGCCAGAUCACAGGCCAGAAAGGUAUUUUCAAAAGAGGCUGCAAGUGUGUCUGGUGUUAAAACUGUACAGGCAAAUAAGUCUGAGAGAAAAGCAACAAAAACUCUGUCUAUUGUUGUUUUCAACUAUCUCAUUUGUUGGAUUCCAUCUUUAUUAGUUUUUUUUCUUUUUUCUUUUUUAGGUUUUAAUUUGUUAUCAUAUUUAAUCGCUUUUCUGGCAUUUGUUAAUUCCUUAAUCAAUCCAAUCAUUUAUGCUUUCCUUUAUCCAUGGUUCAAAGUGACAGUUAAACUUAUUUUAUCUCUGAAUUUAAGGCGUUCAUAGUUCAUGUUUUUAUUCCCUAGUUUGACAAACAUAAGUUUUAUAUAGUUUUAUUAUACAAUUGUUGUAAGUAUCUCAUUCAUGUAACAAUACACUGACAUGACUUAUCUCAGUGUUUAGGUACAUGUGGUGUUGAUACAGAAUGAUUUGACUGGAUUCAAUUGGAAUGACUUGGAGUCGGCAUAAGAAGGAAUACGCUUGUUUAAUAAAAUACAUUGUAGUCAUUUUGGGUUGUAUAUUCCAAAUGCCAAAGUCUGUUGAUGUUCCAUGUGAUUUAAUGAUAAAUAGUUUGUAAGUAUUCUAAAAGUA